GCACAGGCAGCGCCCCAGCACCAACUCGUCAAUCCGCUGCAUCGCGGGGCCGAGCCAACAAACUUUCCCCUUGAUUGCCUUCUGUCAAUUCCAUGUGUACGGACUCUAGAGAAGAGGCUAGAGGUAUUUCCCCUUCCCUCGCGUUACACGACCCCCCUUGGCUCGCCGUUGUGUCUUGCAUUGUGCCUUUGUCUCGCCUUGCUAAGUCCCAGGUCCGCCGGCACUCAUCUCAAGCUUUCGCUCCUGGACUUCUUCCCCCUUCUGAUCAUCACCACAACUCCCGCUGUCCAACUCUCCUUUCCUCAUCCGAACACCUCCACUCUCCCUUGGUCCCCUGAAAGCCUCGAGGCAAAUUGCCUGCCACAAGGUUCAUUUGCAAAUUCCAUUGCACGCACUUUGCCGACACGUUGCUCUUUCGAGUCUUCUCUGCAGUCUACUCUGCGAAGUAAGUCCAAGGAUCAAGACCGACCACAUCCGUCCGGACACAAUACCUCUCCGGGCAAUUAGCAACUCGUCAGUGAACCGGCCGUAACUGUGGCAUCUACAGCUCCAUCAUCUUUGCGACUGCCAGAAACCAGACCGCAACCAACAUCUCCAAACUGCACUGCAACCAACGUCAACUCUCGCAACUCCAACACUCCAACUAAAGACAAAAGACAGGGGUCGCUCCCUCCACGUGCCGGCCGCCCGACUUUAGCGCCUCCUCCCCAAAGCCCCCCUUCUCCGCCAGCCUUUUUCAGGCCCAGCUACGACCGGUGGUCAGCCCAGUCCAAUAAGGUGCCGUCCUAUUUCGUACCAUCGCCAGGUACAUUGCAGCCAGCAGAAAAUACGAGAAAACCCGCUGCGGAAGGGGGCUCGUUGACACCAAAGGACCUCGAGGUACGGAGUACCAGGCACCAGUCCAGCAAACGGCGCAGCGCUUCAAACAUCCGCCUGCCGCCACACACCUUGCAGUCUUCACUUUCUCUUCCUUCGUUUCUCUCUCCGUGCCACUCUCGCUCUCGCCUCUUUUGUCACCUUGUUGACCUGCAAGGUGGUUCGCAUUUUGCAUCCUCCUCAACCUCCAUCUUUUCUUCUCUCGUCUUUCCUUGUCGCUGUUCUGUCGCGUCGCUGCACUGCAUCUCUCAUGCCUUCCGUCUGACGCAACUUGCAACAACCCCCAUCCUUUCCUUCCCCCCGAAGAGUCCGGCCCACCACCGACUCCAGUCCCGUCGUCCGCCCGCCGUCUCCGUCGCCGUAUCCUCCGAUCACCCGUCGCUUGGCUUCUUGACUUUGUUGCUUGUCACCCCUGUCACAACACCAUCACCGCGCAACCAUGAGCGAGCUGCCGACCACCGAGAAGCCCGCGGGCUCCAAGGCUCUUCACCCAGCCUUCUUCAUCGCAAGCUGGAUCUUCUUCUCCAACUUGACCAUCCUCUUCAACAAGUGGCUGCUUGACACAGCCGGCUUCAAAUACCCCGUGAUCCUCACCUUCUGGCACCUCGUCUUCUCCACCCUGGCAACCCAGGUGCUGGCGCGCUUCACCUCCCUCCUCGAUGGCCGCCACAAGGUCAAGAUGACGGGCCGCGUCUACCUGCGCGCCAUCAUGCCCAUCGGCGUCCUCUACUCGGGCUCCCUCGUCUGUUCCAACCUCGUCUACCUCUACCUCUCCGUCUCCUUCAUCCAGAUGCUCAAGGCCGCCGCCCCCGUCGCCGUCCUCUUCACCAGCUGGAUCUGGGGCGUCGCCGACCCCUCCAUGAAGACCUUUUACAACAUCCUCCUCAUCGUCGGCGGCGUCGGCCUCGCCUCCUUUGGCGAGAUCGAGUUCUCCUGGAUCGGCUUCAUCUUCCAGAUGGGCGGCAUCAUCUUCGAGGCCAUCCGUCUCGUCAUGAUCCAGGUCCUGCUGAAAGGCGACGAGAACGCCCAGAAGAUGGACCCCCUCGUCAGUCUCUACUACUACGCCCCCGUCUGCGCCGUCAUGAACUUCUUCGUCGCCUGGUUCAGCGAGUUCAGCAAGUUCAACGUCGAGGACUUUAACAAGGUCGGCUUCACCAUGCUGCUCCUCAACGCCAGCGUCGCCUUUGCCCUCAACAUCUCCAGCGUCUUCCUCAUCGGCAAGACGUCGGGCCUGGUCAUGACCCUCACCGGCAUCCUCAAGAACAUCCUCCUCAUCGUCGUCUCCGUCCUCAUCUGGCACACCAGCAUCACGGCCCUGCAGUUCAUCGGCUACGCCGUCGCCCUCUUCGGCCUCGUCAUCUACUCCACCGGCUGGGACCAGCUCAAGGCCUCGAGCGCCGGCGCCAUCGCCUGGUCCCGCGGCGUCUGGAACUCCCACGCCCUCGACGAGGGCCGCCUCUCGCCCCUCCUCCGCCGCGCCAUCUUCUUCGGCCUGCUCACCCUCAUCACCCUCAUGGUCGUCAUGGGCUUCGCCUACAAGGGUGCUUCUGCGCCGGCGGACUGGUUUGCCAAGACGAGCGCCGUCAGCGCCUAGUUGUGUGGACUACUUCAUUUUUCCUUUUUCCAUCAUCAAAGCCUGGAGUUUUGGGAUAGCGCGUUGUGUACAAAAGAGAACAUUGGGAUCAGAAAAAUCUGUGACAUUGGAUGGAGGAAGGGAGUGUUGGGCUGGCUUUUCAAACGCGCGGGUUUUGGGUGGUCUUUGGGUCUAGGCCGCCCGGUGUUGUAAUAUUGUAUAUCACGAGCAGCAUGCAUCACAGGCACAGCUUUAGAAUACAUGAUCUGAACGACGUGCCUCCUAUCUCUAAACCCG
Messenger RNA from Colletotrichum scovillei, 2746 nucleotides. Its product is annotated as triose-phosphate transporter. The record is from RefSeq and is a predicted model, not a curated record. NCBI's taxonomy places the organism in Eukaryota, Fungi, Ascomycota, Sordariomycetes, Glomerellales, Glomerellaceae. Gene Ontology annotation, molecular function: antiporter activity. The transcript has 5 exons. Gene Ontology annotation, cellular component: Golgi apparatus; endosome; trans-Golgi network. Bases 1316 to 2470 code for a protein of 384 amino acids.